Messenger RNA from Aphidius gifuensis, 951 nucleotides. RefSeq lists its product as uncharacterized. Bases 1 to 951 code for a protein of 316 amino acids. NCBI's taxonomy places the organism in Eukaryota, Metazoa, Arthropoda, Insecta, Hymenoptera, Braconidae. The transcript has 2 exons. The record is from RefSeq and is a predicted model, not a curated record.
AUGACCGACUUUUGGAAGUUAGAAGAAAUCAGUUUUGAAAAACCAAAAGCAAAACAUGAUAUUCUAUGCGAAAAUCAUUUUAUUAAUAAUAUUAAACGUGACCCUAGUGGUCGAUAUAUUGCUAGGUUACCAUUUAUUAAAGGCGAUCGUACGCUGGGUGACUCUAGAGCAGCAGCCUAUCGGCGCUUUCACGCAUUAGAAAAUAAAUUUAUAUCUAAUUCAGAAUUAAAAUUAGAAUAUCAUAAGGUAAUGCAAGAAUAUCUUGAUCUCGGUCAUAUGUCACUUGUAUCAGAUGAUUCUGAUCAUAGAUAUUAUUUACCGCAUCAUGCUGUGAUUAAAAAAUCCAGCUCGACUACUAAGGUUCGAGUAGUCUUUGAUGCAUCUGCUAAAUCAAAUAAUAAUAAAUCACUUAAUGAUAUUUUAAUGACAGGUCCUACUAUUCAAAAUACCAUUUUCACUCAAUUACUUAAAUUUCGUUCACAUAAAUAUGUCCUCACAGCUGACAUUGAAAAAAUGUAUCGUCAAAUUCUAUUACAUAAAGACGAUCGAGCAUACCAAAGAAUACUUUGGCGUGUGGGCGAUCAAAUUAGAACUUUUGAAUUAAAUACAGUAACUUUUGGCAUAACCUCUUCUCCAUUUUUGGCUAUCCGCACUAUUCAUCAAUUAGCUGAUGAUGAAGCAAAUCAUUUCCCACGUGCUGCGCAUAUUCUAAAAAACGACUUGUAUGUUGAUGAUCUUUUAACAGGUGCAAGUAAUAUAUCAGAAACGCGUCAGCUUCGUGAUGAAAUUGUUAAAUUAUUAAAACGUGGUCAAUUCAAUAUUCGCCAAUGGGCUUCUAAUGAACCAAAAUUGAUAGCAGAUUUAUCUAAUGUCAAUGUUAAUUCUAAUUUUUUACUCGAUAAAAAUUGUACCUUAAAAACUCUUGGAAGAAUUGGAACCAGUACAUAUUAA